Paecilomyces variotii is the source of this 936-nucleotide messenger RNA. RefSeq lists its product as hypothetical. The coding region runs from base 1 to 936 and encodes 311 amino acids. Lineage: Eukaryota; Fungi; Ascomycota; Eurotiomycetes; Eurotiales; Thermoascaceae. The record is from RefSeq and is a predicted model, not a curated record. The transcript is spliced from 2 exons.
AUGGGACACCGACAUUCUACAUCACAGCGCUCGAGACACGGUCAAGUUGGCUCCUCAGAGAACCCUCUCGUAGCACGAGACCUUGCGAACCGGUCUUCCAGUACCAGCCACCAUGGUAGCGAUCUCUGGACGCCUCCCCCAUACUCUGAAGUACUUCCAGCGGGGACGAAAUUCCCAGCAAUGAACCACCUUUCCGCCAAUAAUGGGAUUAGCGCUGAUUCUCCAUAUGCAUUUCUCAAAGAGUUCGACACCAUUUUUGUUGUGGACGACAGUUCAAGUAUGACAGGAUGGCGCUGGCAAGAGGCAGAACAAGCGAUCUCAGCGAUUGCGCCGGUCUGCACACAGUUUGAUCCCGAUGGGAUCGAUAUCUACUUCCUUAACCAUCGGAAUGCGAGAGAUAGGUCCCAUGGAGGGGCCUACCUGAAUGUCAAAACCGCAGAGGGUGUCAGGAAUAUCUUCCAUUCCGUGGCACCAUAUGGACCCACGCCAUAUGGGAAACGCCUUCUUCAGAUCCUACAGCCCUAUCUGGGGAGGGUGGAGAAGAUGGCAGCCGCUACAGAUGAUGUCGGGGCGUUGCGCGAUCCUGCGCUCGCCGUACGGCCUUUGAACAUCAUUGCCAUCACUGAUGGCGAGUUCACAGAUGAUGCGGAAAGUGUCAUUGUGGACGCUGCUAAGCGACUAGAUAAGUGCAGGGCUGUGCCUUGGCAGGUGGGCAUUCAGUUUUUUCAAAUUGGGAAUGAUGAGGCGGCCCGCAGAUAUCUCGAAGAACUCGAUGAUGAACUAGAGCAUAAAGUUCAAAACGAAAAUAUACGUGAUAUCGUUGAUACCGUUCCCUGGAGGGGAGACAGAGGCCAAUCGUUGAGUGGAGAAGGGAUCCUGAAGGUCGUCAUCGGAGCGGUUCAUAAGAAGUACGAUAAACGGAAAGCCACCCAUUGA